AUGUCAAAUCCAGGACUACAAGUGUAUGGUGGGGAUGAGAUUACUGCAGUGGUUAUCGAUCCAGGUUCUUUCACUACCAACAUUGGUUAUUCCGGUUCAGAUUGCCCGCAGGCAAUACUGCCAUCAUACUAUGGCUUGAAGGACCCAGAAGAAGAAGAUCAAAGUAAGAAAAGGAUAUUUUCUGAACAAUCUCUCUGUAUACCUAGGCCAGAUUAUGAAAUAAAACCUAUUGUCGAAAACAGCAUUGUGGUAGAUUGGGAUGCUGCUGAAGAACAAUGGUCAUGGGCGUUGAAAAGCUUGCUAUAUCUGGAAUCGAAUUCUGGUAUUCCUGCCUUGCUCACAGAACCUAUUUGGAAUACUUUAGAGAAUAAGGCUAAGUCACUUGAAAUGCUUUUGGAAUCCUUGCAGUUCGAAGCGUGCUAUAUUUCCUCCACUCCAACUUGCGUUUCGUUUGCAUCUGGAAGACCCAAUUGCCUUGUCGUGGAUGUGGGUCACGAUAGCACGAGCGUGAGUCCAGUAGUCGAUGGGAUGACCUUAUCGAAGAGCACCAUGAGGAACUUCCUAGCCGGUAAAUUCAUCAAUGAGUUGAUAAAGAAGCCACUGAAGGGAAAGGAUUUAGUACCUUUGUUCGAAAUAGCUCAGAGGAAACCCACAUUCAAGAAAAGAUCGUUCGAUUUCAAGGUACACUCUUCAUUAUAUGAUUAUGCCAAUAGCCGAGGAUUUUUACAAGAAUGCAAGGAAACUCUUUGCCAGGUGGCACCAGAUCCGUUACCGCAGAUGAAAUCCCAGCUGGAAUCGAUGUCCAAGAGAUCCAUCGAGGCGCCAUGGACAGAAGAGUUAGUUUUUGACAACGAGACACGUUUUGGCUUUGCCGAGCCGUUAUUCACACCGCAUGAAGAAGAUCUACCAGAAGACUGGCCAACCUCUCCGAACGGGAUCGUAGAAACAUGGCAUAAUGACUACGUACCACUGAAGAGGAACAAGCCUAAUGGCAAGCCGGAUAAGCCAUCUGCUGAAGAGGGAGCACCUGUGGAGGACGCGUCCUCAACAGCAGAGACCACAAACGAGAACGGAAAAAGACCUAUCGAGACAGAUUCACCUAAAAUUGCUAUUCCAGGUGUUGCUGAUCUUGUGAAUGAGUCUAUCAUGGCCACUGAUGUCGAUUUACGUGCCAGUUUGGCGCAUAAUAUAGUUCUAACAGGAGGGACUUCCUCAAUCCCCGGCUUCAGCGAUAGGCUCAUGUCUGAGCUGAAUAAAAGGCUUCCAGCUCUCAAGUUUAGAAUACUGUCAACUGGUCAUUUACGUGAAAGGCAGUAUCAAGCAUGGCUAGGCGGCAGCAUACUGACUAGCUUGGGAAGUUUCCAUCAACUUUGGGUUGGAAAACAAGAAUACGAGGAAGUAGGUCCAGAAAGACUCUUGAGUGAUAGAUUCAGAUAA
This is a messenger RNA of Torulaspora globosa, 1437 nucleotides long. RefSeq names its product Arp4p (gene ARP4). Bases 1 to 1437 code for a protein of 478 amino acids. NCBI's taxonomy places the organism in Eukaryota, Fungi, Ascomycota, Saccharomycetes, Saccharomycetales, Saccharomycetaceae. The record is from RefSeq and is a predicted model, not a curated record. Gene Ontology annotation, cellular component: NuA4 histone acetyltransferase complex; SWI/SNF complex. The transcript has a single exon. Gene Ontology annotation, molecular function: chromatin binding. Gene Ontology annotation, biological process: regulation of transcription by RNA polymerase II.